Messenger RNA from Penicillium waksmanii, 918 nucleotides. Its product is annotated as flavin reductase family protein. The coding region runs from base 1 to 918 and encodes 305 amino acids. The record is from RefSeq and is a predicted model, not a curated record. Gene Ontology annotation, molecular function: FMN binding. Lineage: Eukaryota; Fungi; Ascomycota; Eurotiomycetes; Eurotiales; Aspergillaceae. The transcript has a single exon.
AUGAACUCUUCUGCGUCUGCUGCUGCCGUCGCCACCGCUACGGAAAGCGAUACUGCGACAGCGCAAAAAAACUACAAGAUUGUCCAGGACUUUGGCAACUUUGCAGAGACAGAAGCGCAGCGCCCGGAUUUUGACCACUUAAAACCUGUUGAGGUGACCAAAUCACCGUAUCCCAAAUGGACGUAUGGAGAAGGAGUGCCAGACAACGGGGCAAGCCUGGCUCAAGAACACCAUGAAAUCGAUCCCUAUGCGCCAGAUCGACCCAUGAUGAACAACUAUCGCCUGCUGGUCUCGGGAAUUGCACCCCGGCCAGUUGGUUUUCUAAGUACUGUCAAUUCUAAAGGACAGAAGAAUCUCUCGCCCUUCAGCUACUUUCAAGUUAUCGAUCAUGACCCGCCCAUGUUCAUUGUGGGAUUCUCGUCCCGUCCGGGCCGCGUCAAGGAUACCUACCGCAACUUAAAGGAAACUGGAGAAUGCGUUAUCAAUACUGUCUCUGAGAAUAUGAUUGAAGCUGUCAAUGCCAGCUCUAUUGAUGCGCCAUACGGUGUAUCAGAGUGGGACGUCUCGGGCCUUCAUGAAGCACCGUCCACAACGGUGAAGCCUUCACGUGUUAAGGAGUCGGUGUUUAACAUUGAAGGCAAAGUUAUCGACAUUAAAGAAUUCAACGAUCAUCAACAGCCUGGGAUGAGCCUUGCUGCUACUGUCCUCAUCAAGGCCACUCGGUUUUGGGUCAAGGAAGGCACAGCCAAUCCAGAUUACAGCCAUAUCGACCUGGACAAAUUGAGACCACUUGGACAACUUGGCGGUGUCUCCUAUGGUCGUGUUGUGUCAACCUUCGAGAGACCUCGUAGUAAAUGGGAUGAUGAGGUUCCCAAGAGUGAACUACUGGCAAAGUUGCACACGGCUAAACCCGAAUAG